Messenger RNA from Arachis stenosperma, 841 nucleotides. RefSeq lists its product as uncharacterized. The record is from RefSeq and is a predicted model, not a curated record. NCBI's taxonomy places the organism in Eukaryota, Viridiplantae, Streptophyta, Magnoliopsida, Fabales, Fabaceae. Gene Ontology annotation, cellular component: plasma membrane. The coding region runs from base 31 to 615 and encodes 194 amino acids. The transcript is spliced from 3 exons.
ACUUCUUACUUCUUAGUACUUACACAAUCCAUGGAAAAAAACGCAUCUUUCCCAACAAAAAAGCACCUUCACAAAAACGACUUCGAUCCACCACCACCACGCCCAUGCCACUGCCUGCUAACAUGUACGCUCGUCACUCUUCUCUUUGUGGCCUUGGUCGUCGUGUUAUGGCCCGGGGAACCGGACGUGAAGAUCACGCAGCUGAGCGUGAAACGCGUGAAGGCGACGGCGAUGUUCAUGCUUUCGGUGACCAUUAAGGUUCAAAACCGCGACGUGUACUGGAUGGAUCUGAAGGAGGUGGACGUGGGGAUGAAAUACAGAGGGAGGAAGCUGGGUCACGUGGAGUCGGGGAGGUGGCACGUGAGGGGGUGGGGAUGGUGCCACGUGUACGGUGAUUUAGAGUUUGGUGGGUUGCCUCCGGUAGAUGUGGUGCAUCUGAUUGAAGAUAUCAAGAAGGGAAGUGCUUUGUUUCAUGGUGUUGCGGAAGUUUCCGGCCAACUUGGUUUUCUUGGAUUUCGCUCUCCUUAUGUCUUUAAGGCAGUACGGGCAUGUGACGUUUUGGUUAAUACAAAAAAUCAAACAGUUGUUCAUCAACAUUGUAUCCGUAAGGACUAACCACACUGGCUUUGCAACUAUGGAGCAAAGAUCAAGACAUAAUAACGUCUUAUUAUUACUUGAUAUGUAUAUAAUAACGUCUUAUUAUUAGCUAUAGCGGCACAUACAUAUUGUAAGAUGACUAAGAUCAAAGAUAACUUGCUUGUAUUAUUGCAUUGGGAGACAUAUAUAGAAUCAUCCAUUUUGAAUCACAAUCGAUAUCAAAACUUUCGAUCUGAGUUUCAAC